This is a messenger RNA of Daldinia caldariorum, 1066 nucleotides long. Its product is annotated as kinase domain-containing protein. Gene Ontology annotation, molecular function: ATP binding; protein serine/threonine kinase activity. The transcript has a single exon. Gene Ontology annotation, cellular component: nucleus. Bases 16 to 912 code for a protein of 298 amino acids. NCBI's taxonomy places the organism in Eukaryota, Fungi, Ascomycota, Sordariomycetes, Xylariales, Hypoxylaceae. Gene Ontology annotation, biological process: protein phosphorylation; mitotic DNA damage checkpoint signaling. The record is from RefSeq and is a predicted model, not a curated record.
UGCGCUAAUGCCGUAAUGGCCUUUACUACUUUGCCUAAAAAGGUCUCUGCUAGCCGGUUCCUUUCUUUAGGAUCGACCGGAUUGGUAUACCAAAUUACUAGCCAUAUCGCGCUUAAAUAUGCAUGCACGUCAGGCUCUACCACAUUCGAGAACGAGAUGUUUGAUCUCUUUGAGAAACAUACACCUUGUCCACACGUCAUUCAAAGUUUUCUACGUCUUCCCAACGCUAAUUUUUUGGCCUUGAUGAGUGGUGGAUCCCUCGACGCACGCCUACGGUCAUAUCAAAUCCGCAAAGAUCCUUUUGGCAAAGUUUUGGAAGUAUCUAAGACAGAACCGAUUACCCUAGUGAAGCAAUGGCUUAUGGAGCUUUGCCGGGCGGUAGUUUGGCUAGAAUCCCUUGGUUAUGUUCACGGCGAUUUACGCCCCAGCAAUUUGCUCCUAGAUGAUGAUGAUCAUUUGAAAUUAGGGGAUUUCGAUUGCGUUCAGAAAGUCGGAGAACACUUUGAAGGAAAUAGGCCUCCGUGGGCUCGUAUUUUAGGCGAUGAUGCGGAAAAGCUAGGGCUCCAAAGGGGCUCGUUCGGCAUUACUGGGCCAAGAACUGAACAAUUUGCAAUCGGAUCUAACCUUUACUGCAUGGUUUAUGGUUUUGAGCCAUAUGAGGAUACGGACGAUCAAGGUCCGAUCAUUGUCGACUGGUUUCAGGAAAUGAAAUUUCCCGAAUUAAAUAAAAGUUGUUUGGACUUUAUCAUUGAUCGAUGUUGGAAGGGAUAUUAUCAAGAACUAAGAGAUCUAUUACUUGAAAUAGAAUCUCUCUGUGACAUAAGGGUGGAGGCGAAGGUUGUCUCGAUGGAAGAGCUCGACCAGCGCCGAAAGGAAUGCCAGAUCUUAGUUGAAGAUGGAUUGCUAAAUUAGUCCAAGGCGGGUUCUCGAAGAAGCUUGGUCUUUGCAGCACGAGAUUACGAGGGAACGCCUGAAGGAGAUUUUGACAGUCUAAAUUUUAUGGCGGUAAUUAGUGAAGACAGGUACAACUAAGCUAGUAAAAUGAAUUAUUUGACUGCUAUCGCGU